This is a messenger RNA of Dictyostelium discoideum AX4, 552 nucleotides long. RefSeq lists its product as hypothetical. The transcript has a single exon. Lineage: Eukaryota; Evosea; Eumycetozoa; Dictyosteliales; Dictyosteliaceae. Bases 1 to 552 code for a protein of 183 amino acids. The record is from RefSeq and is a predicted model, not a curated record.
AUGACAACUAAAUACAUAGUUUUGGUUAGAGCACUUAGUACAAAGAUUAAAAUGAAAGAUUUAAAAGAUCAAUUAGAAAAGAUUAAAGGAUUUAAAAAUUUAAAAACAUUUUUUACAACUGGAAAUAUUAUUGUGGAUGUACAACAAACAAUGACUAAAAAAGAAGUUUGUAUGGAGAUUUCAAAUGUUCUAUCAAAUGAAUACCAAAUGGAGAAACCAUUGAUGGCAAUUUUCAAUAUUGAAGAAUAUAAUGAUAUAUUAUCAUCAAACCCAUAUGAAAAAUCAAAUGAAACUAAAACUGUGAUUUUCUUUCCAAUUAAUGAAUUUUUAAAACAAUCUGAUUGUGAUAAAGAUAAAGAUUUCAUGACAAAAUCAUCUCAAUGGCAAUUAGUAAAUGGUGUCAUUUGGUAUUUAGGUCCAACAACUGGUACUGCUUCUGAUGUUAAAAUUUUUAAAUUAAUUGAAAAAAAGAUAAAACCAGGUUCAAAUCAUGAAUAUACAUUUCGUACUUUAAGAUCAAGUCAAAAAAUAUUAGAUACUGCAAAUAAAUAA